AUUGUACCCUCCCCGAUCAACGAGGAAAGUUGAAACUUCCAUUUGAUCUGCAGAUAUGGCACCCCACGCGGACACAAUACCGACGCCGGAGACUUCCUCAGCCGGAACCGGGAAUGCAAGACCACACAAACACCUCCGCGUGUCAGGUUCAAAGAUUGUCGACGAGUCCAAUAAUCAUAUCAUGCUCAAAGGCACCGCUCUAGGAGGCCAUCUGAACAUGGAAAACUUCAUCACCGGCUACUCAGGCCACGAACACGAACACCGCGCAGCCAUGGCGGAAAUCCUCGGCGACGAGAAAGCCGCAUACUUCUUCGACCGAUUCAUCCACUACUUCUUCCGGGACGAAGACGCAGAAUUCCUCGCCUCGCUCGGCCUCAACUGUCUGCGAGUUCCAUUCAACUACCGGCAUUUCAUCGAUGAUCAAGAUCCGGCUGUCAUCAAGCAGUCGGGAUUCGCUCUGCUCGAUAACAUUGUCAAUAUUUGUGCUCGACAUGGUCUGUAUGUCAUUCUUGAUCUCCAUACUGCUCCUGGCGGACAGAAUCCGGACUGGCAUGCCGAUAGCGGUGUUUCUCGUGCGCAGUUCUGGGACUUCAAGGUAUUCCAGGACCAGGCGAUUGAUUUGUGGGUGGAGAUUGCAAAGCAUUAUGCUGGAAAUCCGGUCAUUGCUGGCUACAAUCCUUUGAAUGAACCCGCAGACUCGAAACACGUUCGGCUCGUGGCGUGGUAUGACCGUGUCGAGAAAGCCAUUCGCAGCGUUGAUCCGGACCACAUCCUUUUCCUCGACGGCAACACUUUCGCGAUGGACUUCUCGCAUUUCGACUCGGUUCUGCCAAAUACAGUGUACGCCUGCCACGACUAUGCGCAGCUCGGCUUCCCGAUCCCCGGUCAGGCUCCAUACACCGGAACUGAUGAGCAGAACGCCAAGCUGCGCAGCACGUUCGACCGCAAAGCAGAGUUCACCCGGAAACAUGGCGUCCCACUGUGGAACGGUGAAUGGGGUCCCGUCUACUCCGACGGACGCAAAGACCCCAAUGCCGCAUCCACGAACAAAGCCAGACUAGGUGUCCUCCGUGAACAACUCAACAUCUACGCGGAAACGCAGACAAGCUGGUCAAUCUGGACAUACAAAGACGUCGGCUACCAAGGCAUGGUCUACGCCUCGCCUGACUCGCCAUACCUCAAACUCAUCGAACCCUUUAUCGCGAAGAAACAGGCUCUCGGGCUGGACUUCUGGGGUGUGGUCGAUAAGUCUGGGGUGGCGGGCACGUAUGGUCCGUUUCUGAGGGAUUUGAAGGAGAUGGUACCGGAACAUUUGAGGAAUUCGAAGUAUCCCCCGCAUUGGUCGUUCGAGAGGCAGGUGGAGAGGGUGGUGAGGGAGUGUUUGAUAAGUGAGUAUUUGGGGAAGGAGUUUGCGGAGUUGUUUAGGGGGAAGACUUUUGAGGAGAUUGAUGAGUUGGCGGGGAGUUUUAGGUUUGAAGGGUGUGUUAAGAGGGAUGGGUUGAAUGAGGCGCUGAGGGAGGAUGCUGCGAGGAGUGUGAUGUAG
Molecule: messenger RNA, 1543 nt
Organism: Zymoseptoria tritici IPO323
Lineage: Eukaryota; Fungi; Ascomycota; Dothideomycetes; Mycosphaerellales; Mycosphaerellaceae
Gene: MgEXG4
Product: glycoside hydrolase, family 5
Exons: 1
Coding region: 56-1543 (495 amino acids)
Biological process (GO): glucan catabolic process
Cellular component (GO): extracellular region; cell surface
Molecular function (GO): beta-glucosidase activity
Source: RefSeq, a predicted model, not a curated record